AGAGUGGGGGCUUUGGAAAUGAAAUACGUGAGGCUUCGCAAGUGCAUGCUUAAGCAGGAUGAAUCAAGCUCUGGAGUAGUACUGGAGGAGACCCAAGAGCAAGAGAGCAGACUCAAUGGCAGCAAAGAGUCUGCAAUUAACACCCAGAAGGUGAAAAGACUAGUGGAAGCCAUGCACAGAGUCAUCACUACUAGGGAGCGACGACAGUCUUCUUUUUUUGCUUCUCCUGCUGCUGCUGCUGCUGCUAAUAAGUAUGCUUGA
Molecule: messenger RNA, 261 nt
Organism: Ilex paraguariensis (yerba mate)
Lineage: Eukaryota; Viridiplantae; Streptophyta; Magnoliopsida; Aquifoliales; Aquifoliaceae
Source: the annotation of a GenBank genome assembly